AUGUUUGUCCAGCAAGUGCUCGUUGGCUGCCUGAUCCUGGUGGCUUUGACCCAAGCCCGUCCCCAAUACGGCUACGAACAGCCCAGUUCGGACAUCUUCAUCGGCGGUGGAUCCGCGCCCGUUGGCAGUGUGGGAAUCGGUGGCUCCUCCGGCGGCGGUCUGGUCAGCAUCCAGCCACACCGUGGUGGCGACAAGUACCUGCCCCCGGCCAGCACCACCCUGGCGCCCAUCAUCAACAAGAAGUUCUAUCUGGUCUCCGCACCCGAGGAUCACAGCAACGAUGGCAAGGUGAAGCAUCUGGUCUUGGGCCGUCCACAGAAGAACUACCGCGUGGUGUUCAUCAAGGCGCCAGCCGGCGAUAAUGCCAACGUGAAAUAUUCCGCCGAGUUUGCGCCACAGGAGGAGAAGACCGUCAUCUAUGUGCUCAGCAAGAAGGAUAACGAUGUGGACGCCAGUGACAUUGCCACGCCCGCACCCACACAGCCCAGCAAGCCGGAGGUGUUCUUCAUCAAGUACAAGACCGACGACGAGGCCAAGCAGGCGCAGCAGGAGAUCCAGGGACAGUACGACAAGCUCGGUGGCACCAACGAGUACCAGGAGGACAACAAUGCACCCAUCACCUCGGUGAUCGGCAGCCUGGAUGGCCUGAAUCCCGAUGGUAGCUACAACUACCGCCAGAUCGCCAACCGUCCACCGGCAGUGGCGCCCAACUCCCAGUAUCUGCCCAGUUUGCUGAAGCACUAG
This is a messenger RNA of Drosophila santomea, 744 nucleotides long. RefSeq lists its product as uncharacterized. The coding region runs from base 1 to 744 and encodes 247 amino acids. The transcript has a single exon. The record is from RefSeq and is a predicted model, not a curated record. NCBI's taxonomy places the organism in Eukaryota, Metazoa, Arthropoda, Insecta, Diptera, Drosophilidae.